AGUAGAUAGAGUAUAAGCCGUCAGUCUGUUACUGGCAAACGAAUAAAUUAUUUACCUUAGUAUUAGAUCGAAAAAGGAUAUUGAAAAAUUCAUUCUGCAAUGGUUGAUCGUGGCAAUAAUUUGGUACUCCCAGUGGGUCCAUGCAUAACCGAACUUACGGAAUCUCAAGCCAGCUUUGCUCCACCCAAAAUUAAGAAAGUGCUGCCCACUCGGGAGAAUCGCAUGGAGCAGUUUCUAUGGCAGGAACUCUUUGCGGAGUACAACCGACAGGCCUCCGCCCAAGUGGAUUUGGGUGAGGAUCGCACGGAGUACUACGACCAGUUCUGCAAGGAUGUGCCACCAAAAAACGAGGAGACUGAGGAAGUUCUGGUCAACAAGUAUCCACUCUACUGCACCACUGCCGUCACCGUGUGGAAUCACGAAGGAGAUUUCACCAAAACUUUUAAAAGAAAAUAUUCUAUAACCAGACCUAUUGAUCAGUGUACGGAAAAGUUUGCACUUUAAAUUUUAUUUGUAACUGUUUGAAAAAGAAUAGUGCUCACAAUAAAUUAUUUAUCUUUGUUCUUUUAUGGUAAA
This is a messenger RNA of Drosophila teissieri, 576 nucleotides long. RefSeq lists its product as uncharacterized. Bases 100 to 504 code for a protein of 134 amino acids. The record is from RefSeq and is a predicted model, not a curated record. NCBI's taxonomy places the organism in Eukaryota, Metazoa, Arthropoda, Insecta, Diptera, Drosophilidae. The transcript is spliced from 2 exons.